GCCAGAAUGUGAAAUAAAAACAAACAAAAAUUUUAAUUUUCAUGAAGAUAAUUACAAAUCCAUUUAAAUCAUGAACACAGAGCAGGGUCUACACGAUUAUGGCACUCCAUUGCCUAUGUUGGAAAUGGACGAAGUAGUGCCCUCCAAAAAACCUGUAUAUGCCCAAGAUCAAAUAGCCACAGAUGAGCAGGGACGUCGUCGUUUUCAUGGCGCAUUUACUGGAGGUUUCAGUGCUGGCUACUGGAAUACCGUAGGUUCAAAAGAAGGAUGGACUCCGCAGUCCUUUAAAAGCUCUCGCUCCGAAAAGGCCGCCGGAAGGGCGGCCCAAAAGCCAGAAGAUUUUAUGGAUGACGAGGAUCUGGGUGAAUUUGGCAUAAAUCCCAAGGGUCUGCAAAUUCAAGAAGACUUCACCGGGGCUGAAACCUCCAACGAACAAAGGAAAAGGAAAUUUUUGCAAGCCGACCUAAAGCCCAUACCCGGUGAACCAGUGUUACAGCAACUGUUGAAGCCGGUGAAAGAUAAAGUGGCAGUGAGAAUAUUAAAAUCUUGGGGUUGGCGUCCCGGCCAAGGUGUGGGACCUCGGCAAACCCUCAAGGAAAAGAAAAUGGCCAAAGAAAGGAACAAAAGAGAGCUGUAUCUAAUGGAGAAGUAUGGUUGUGAUUUUCCCACCACCACAAAAUCUUUGGCAUCAGAUGAGGAUGGUGGAGAAGAGGAUUCGGAUGAAGAUUCUGACGAUGAAAUCACAUUUGCCCCUGAGGAUUUUGAGGCCAUACCUUAUGCUCGCAAAACUGAUCGCUAUGGUUUGGGUUACACACCGCUAAGUCGCAAAUCAGUAUUGGGAGGAACUAGCCAAACGAGCUCCACACAAUCCAGCAAAGAGCACAUCAAUUUAUUUAAACCUUUGGAGGCCAUAGGAAAAAACAAUCAGAAAAUUUCUUUUGCGGGCCAGGCAUUUGGAGUGGGUGCCUUAGAGGAUGACGAUGAUGAUGAUGUCUAUGCUGCUGAUGAUUUGACCAGAUAUGAUUUUUCCUUGGAGGACAAAAAGAAAAAGAAAAAAGCCAAAAAAAUCUUGGGACCAGAUGAAUUGAUUUUCGAAGACUUUGUGCUGGAUUUGAAACCUGAAAAGCCAGCUGCUUUUAAAGUCGAUAUACCAUUUGGUUGGCAACCUAGAAAUUGGUACCAAAAGAAAUCAAGAUUUGAACCUUUAGAUCCCAGAGCCCAAAGGAAUUUGGAGCGUAAAUUUGCCAAGCCUCAAGAUGAGGAAGGUGAAAUGACAAGACAGAAAAGAGCCCAACUGUUGGGAGAAGAAUUAAGCAAACAAGAAGAGGAGAAGUCGCAGAAAUGUGUGCCAGCAACGGUAUUAAAACCCAGCGUAGGCGAUUUGCAAAAACAACACAAGGAGAGACAGGAAAAGACAAAAUCUUUGCUGGAGAAGAUCUCAGCAAAAUCUUCAAGUUUUACUCGAGGUGGCAUAAUUACACUGGAAGGCGAAGAGAAAACAGCACCACCCUUGAGUUUGGAAGAAAUAUCCACAUCAUUCAAGCCUUUUGUCAAUGAUGAGGCGAAACAGAAACGUUAUGAAAAGUUUUUGGCUGCCAAUUUAUGCAACGACCAGGAUAUUGAUGAAUUUCUAAAGAAUAUACAACCUGUGGAGUUGUCUUUGUGGGACAGACAAAUAGAGAAAAAGGAAUUUGUGCAGGCGAAAAAAUUGUACAGACCUCUGAAGGGCAUAAUGUCGGAUAGAUUUGUAACUGAGUCUGAAGUCCAGGCAGAACAGCAGGUUGCUGAAAUACAAAAGGACCCUAGUAAGCCUAUAGGGGUGGAGCGCACCAAAGUCGUGUGGAAACCUCAAAGCCUUUUAUGCAAACGUUUCAAUAUUGCUGAACCCUUUGGAGGCCUUAUGGAAGAUGAAUCAAAGAAAAAAGCUAGAAAUAAGUCCAACAAAAUGUCUGUCUUUGAUUAUUUGGAAACAUCGAUAAACAAAAGGGAGGAUUUUCAAACACCAGUUAUAAUACCCAAGCAUAUAGAAAGGCCACAAGAGUUGGUCAAGCAAACGGAGGAUAACUCCAGUAAAUCACCUAUCGAUGAGACUACCGAAAAAGUUUCCUUGGAAUGGCAAGAUGUUUUGGAGGGUAGAACUAAGAGUAGCGAAGAAAAAACCAAGUUUGUUUUCAAAGCCAAAACUGAUUUGGAAAAGAAAGUUGUGGAAACUUUAGACAAACCUAUAGCAGAGAAAAAGGAACUUUUCAAAUCCAUAUUUUCUGAUAGUGAAUCGGAUGAGGAGGAAGAAAAAGAUAACACAAAAGGGAGAGAAACAAAUUUGCCAACUGCUUUGGGUACGACUGUGAAUGCGGCGGCAGCCAAUUUGUUAAGAAACAACUCACCACCCAGAGGUAUCUUUAAAGCACUAUUUAGUGUGCCAGAUAUAAACAAAUCAGAAAAUGAAAAUACUAGUGCGAAUGAAAAAGAUAAGAAGGAAGAAGAAUCAUAUAAGCCUAAUAUAAGCAAAAUCAAUGAAAUUCAGACGAAUUUUACCAGCCUCGAGGAUAAUCCAAAAUCUCUGGAAGCCUCCAAACCUUUGGAACGUCCUAAAAUAGUCUUUCAGCCUAAAUCUUUCAGAGAGCCUAAAGCUACUCCAAGCUCUCCCAAUGAAACUGCUUCGAAUUUGUAUGGACCUGCCUUGCCUAAUGCCCCAUCAAAAACAAGGGAACCAGAAGCUAUAUCCUUACACACCAGCAGCUCUAUUGAUGCAAAGCUCCUAACACUUUUCAACAAACACAAAGCUUCUGCCCAUGUAACUGAGGUUUGGGUUGAAAAGGAUAAUCAUAAUAGUUGCGACAGUGCAGAUGAUUCUUCUGAGGAUGAUUCCUCAAGUUCCAACGAUGAUGAGGCAAAGCAUAAAAAACGUUCCAAAAAAUCCAAAAAAAAGAAGUCCUCAGAUCACAAGCACAAAAAACACAAAGACCACCAGAAGGAACAUAAAUCAAGUAAAAAAACUAAAAAGUCAGAAAAGAAGAAGAAAAAACAUAAAAAGAAAUAAAUUUGUUAAGGCUUAAAUGUUAA
Messenger RNA from Stomoxys calcitrans (stable fly), 3063 nucleotides. Its product is annotated as G patch domain-containing protein 1 homolog. Gene Ontology annotation, biological process: mRNA processing. Gene Ontology annotation, molecular function: RNA binding. The transcript has 3 exons. The coding region runs from base 71 to 3040 and encodes 989 amino acids. Gene Ontology annotation, cellular component: nucleus. The record is from RefSeq and is a predicted model, not a curated record. Lineage: Eukaryota; Metazoa; Arthropoda; Insecta; Diptera; Muscidae.